AUGUUUCCUAUUAAGUUUUUCUUUGCCUCUGUCCUGUUAGUAGGAGCAAGUGCUAUGCACAUUCAAUGGGAACAUGAGCCGGUUGAAAUAAGUGAACAGCAAGAUUAUCCAAUAAAUGAUGUCGACCAGGACUUUGAGUACCAACAUCCCAGCUACGUAGCAAGAUCUAGGGCACGUCGUCAAGCUCAAGGCAGUCUCACUUUCAACGGUGAUGGAAGUGCCGGACUGGGUGCCAAGGUGCCACUUGUAACGAUAGGAAUGUUUUGA
Arctia plantaginis is the source of this 267-nucleotide messenger RNA. Lineage: Eukaryota; Metazoa; Arthropoda; Insecta; Lepidoptera; Erebidae. The record is from the annotation of a GenBank genome assembly.